Messenger RNA from Styela clava, 2668 nucleotides. RefSeq lists its product as uncharacterized. Gene Ontology annotation, biological process: proteolysis. NCBI's taxonomy places the organism in Eukaryota, Metazoa, Chordata, Ascidiacea, Stolidobranchia, Styelidae. The record is from RefSeq and is a predicted model, not a curated record. Gene Ontology annotation, molecular function: serine-type endopeptidase inhibitor activity; metalloendopeptidase activity; zinc ion binding.
UUGAUCAAACUGUUAACCUUUAUUCUGUUUUAGAUCUAUACCUAUAUAUACAUAGUUAUACAAUAUCCUGUGUUAGAAUGCGAACUCCAUUAAAAAUGUGAAAUGAUUCAAGCUACUCUAAAAAUGUAACAUGGCACCAAAGAAGAAUCCUGGCGAAAAAUCAGCCAAGCAAGCCGAUAAAGCUAAAAAUGACAAAAAAGUGGCAAAGAAGCCGCCAUCUAAAGCGAAAUUCGUCAUCAUAGGAGGGUCAAUAUUACUUUUAGUUAUUGCCUGUGCGGCUUUAUCAAUAACAAUAUCAGCCCAGCCGUCAGGUUCGAUCAUAUGCGACAAAAUACAAAAAGCCAAAGAAAUGGGAAUCGAAGCCAUAGAAGAAAAAUACAAUUGGUUAGAUGUUAACAUGUGUAGAGAAAGUUCUUGUACGUUCGAUACCGACACAUGUGAUGCUGAAUGUCCAUUUGGAUACGAACUAGACGCAAAUAACUGUCCAGUGAGUUGCGAAUGUGUUCCGGAUACACAAGGCUCGUUUCAAGGAGACUUACAAAUCAGUGAAGGCGAGAUGGAGGACUAUUUAUCAAAAUUCGGUUACAUGGACGAGGAAAAGGAAUUUGAAGUUUUUGCCAGCUCUUCUGUUGAGAAAAGGACGAAACUUUGGAAUACUGAACGAUAUAUGUCAGAUUCUACAAAGUUUGAGGUUCCAUACGCGUUCGAUGACCAAAUGAACACAAAUUUGGGAAGUAGAACCAUAAAAGCAGCGGAAGCAGCAAUAAGAGAAGUGGAGUCAAGAAUAAGUUGCUUGAAAUUUGUCAAGCAUGAUGAUCCUCAGGGAUCAUACAUAUUGUUCACCAAGAGAUCGGGAUGCUGGUCUGGUGUAGGAAAAAUUCCCUUCCAUAACGAAAUAUCUCUUGGCGUUGGUUGCAAUGAUCCUAGUACAAUAAAGCAUAUGAUAUAUCACAGAUUGGGAUUCCAACAUGAGCACUCUCGACCAGAUCGUGAUAAUUACGUCACUAUAAAUUAUGCAAAUAUGAAACGAUCUCGCAGGUACAACUUCAAAAAAUUGAAAGCCGGUAGAGUGAGAGAAACCAACUCGCAAUAUGACUUGAAGUCACUUGUGCAUCUGCAUGGUAUGGCGAUGUCAAAUAACGGACAACCAACAAUAGUUGAGAAGGCAACUGGACAGGCAGUUCAUGGUCAAGCGCCAGAUUUUUCCCCAGAAGACAUUAAGGAACUAAAUUACAUUUACUGCAAUGCUGAAUCCGACGAAAUUGCAGUUUCCGGUGGUUCAUCUUCUGGUGGGUAUCCUUCACCAGGAACGUACCCUUCAUCCAGCGGUUUCCCAUCACCUAGUGGAUAUCCUCCGUCUGGCAGUGGCUUCUCGUCGCCCAGCGGUAAUAUUUCACCUAGUGGAGAUACGCCACCCAGUGGAUCCCUUCCACCUACUGGAUAUUCUUCGCCAACCGGAUAUCCUUCACCCAGCGUUUAUCCUUCUUCCGGUGGCUACCCUUCGAGUGGUUUUCCUUCACCAUCACUUGUCGGAUAUCCCUCACCCACUUCGUCAUCAACUCCACCUGCAGAUAGCAGUCAAUGGGGUUCUUGGGGGCCCUACACUCCAUGUACGGUUACUUGUGGAGAUGGUACCAAAUCUAGCGUUCGAGAAUGUCCCGUUAAAGAUGAUUGCGUCGGAGUGGGUAACACCAAAUCAAUAUGUCACAAGCCUGCUUGCUCCAGCAGUGGCGAUUCAUAUGAACAUAACCCCUACUCGCCAUAUGGUUCAUCAGGUACAUAUGGUGCGACACCCGUUGGUUCACCGGCUUCUAGUGGACCCUCAGCAUAUGUUUCAUCAGGUACAUAUGGUGCGACACCCGUUGGUUCACCGCCUUCUAGUGGACCCUCAAUAUAUGGUUCAUUAGGUACAUAUGGUGCGACACCCGUUGGUUCACCGCCUUCUAGUGGACCCUCAAUAUAUGGUUCAUCAGGUACAUAUGGUGCGACACCCGUUGGUUCACCGCCUUCUAGUGGACCCUCAAUAUAUGGUGCGACACCCGUUGGUUCACCGCCUUCUAGUGGACCCUCAAUAUAUGGGGCGACACCCGUUGGUUCACCGCCUUCUAGUGGACCCUCAAUAUAUGGUUCAUCAGGUACAUAUGGUGCGACACCCGUUGGUUCACCGCCUUCUAGUGGACCCUCAAUAUAUGGUGCGACACCCGUUGGUUCACCGCCUUCUAGUGGACCCUCAAUAUAUGGUGCGACACCCGUUGGUUCACCACCUUAUAGUGGGCCCUCGGUAGCGUCAUUAUUUGGAUCAUUUUCUGAAAAUAGCGAUGAACCAUCAUCUUCCAGUACCUCGUCUGGAUCACCGUCAUCUCCCUCAUCGUUUCAAUCAUACUCACCGCCAGCUUCACCAUGGGGUUCAGUAAGCUCAAAAUCGUCAAGAAUGUAUGAAUCCACAUCAACAGGCUGGGGUUCAUGGAGUCCAUUUAGCAGCUGCAAUAGAUCAUGUGGACCAAGUUGGAAAACAAAGAAAAGAGUUUGCAAUUCUGGCUCUGAAUGUCGAGGGACGGCCUCCAAGAUUCGAUUUUGCGUGAAACCUUACUGUUAAUAUUUCAUUUUUAACACAAACUUGGAAUAAUAAAAUAAUAUUUAUUCUCUUCAAAUAUAUGUAUGAAAUAUA